Messenger RNA from Sus scrofa (pig), 3636 nucleotides. It is a transcript of the gene THTPA, whose product is annotated as thiamine triphosphatase. Gene Ontology annotation, biological process: thiamine metabolic process; thiamine diphosphate metabolic process; dephosphorylation. Lineage: Eukaryota; Metazoa; Chordata; Mammalia; Artiodactyla; Suidae. Gene Ontology annotation, molecular function: thiamine triphosphate phosphatase activity; magnesium ion binding. The record is from RefSeq and is a predicted model, not a curated record.
UCCCAAAGCAGUCGAAGGGCCAUUUUCAGGUCUUCCAGUGUUUUUAUUUUCUAAAUUUACUUCUCUCUGCCCCAUGAUAUGUGUAAAUUCCCAGGCCAGAGAUCAAACUACUCCACAGCAGCAACCUUAGCUGCUGCAGUGACUACGACAGAUCCUUAACCUGUGUUUUAAGUGAACAUGAAUAUUUCUAUUCCUGACAAAGCCUGCUCAGUAGCAACUGGAAACUCAAUGACAAACUCCUCAGUUGGGCACUCAAGGCCUUUUCCAACCCGCUCCUUCAUUUCUUUCCUUUACCCAAUGGCCAGAUGCUCUCCAGCUUCUGGGCUAUUGCUUACACUGUUCCUAGCUCCAUCUAGGUCUCCAACCGUUGAAAUCCCAUCAUGAGUUUAGUUUUCAUCCAAUAAUAUCUCUUCCUCCUCCUAUGAAGUCUCCCACCCACCCUUAUCCUGAACAUUCAUGGGGAUGUAUUAUUUCCCCUUUAAAACUCCAGAGUGGCUAAACUGGUCUCAGUUAUCUUCCCCUCACACCCAGCUCAUUGCCAUUGGCCUGCACUUAGUAGGCCAUGGUAAUAGUCAAUAAAAUACCUGCUGACAGAGAGUGAGUGGCUUCUAUUCCAGCCCCAUCUGCCUACAGAGUGAGGGGUUUGGACACAGGACUGGGGCCUCAGCUCCUUUCGCACCCGUCUCUCCCCACCAGCCCCAGCUCAACUUUACGUAGAGUCUGGCUGGCUUUAAUCGCAGCUUUCCUGUCACUAUAGCGACGGGUGGGGCAAGAAAGCAAAGUCUCGCUAUGGAACUACAUCUCCCAUCAUGCACCUGAACCCCAAGGUGCUGGGCUCAGCCUGCGGCCUGAGACCCAUAUGUUACCCCUUCUCCCCACAUCCCCGCCCCGGGAGCCCCGAGGGCUCUGGGAUGAGGAGCAGAGCGCGGGAGUACCACCUCGCUCCUUGCUCACCGCGGAGGUUGCGGCCCCUCGUAACCUAGCGGGUAUCUCGGGCCCUGGCCUGCCUUCGGCACCGCCACAUCGGGCCUAACAUGGCCGCUUAUACCGGGACCUCCCCCGUGUGCAGAGCGCCGGCCGAGGUCCUGGGCCAGGAUCUGCUCCCGGCAUUCCUCGCGUGCGUGGCGUGGCCUCCCUUCUCUCUUCUCCAGGUCCCGCGAGAGGGAGACUCUGGCGCGUUCAGGUAACAUGGCCUUGGGCCUGAUUGAAGUGGAACGAAAGUUCCUUCCCGGGCCCGGCAUAGAGGAGCGGCUGCAGGAGUUGGGAGGUAUCCUGGAGCACCGAAUCACCUUCCGAGACAGCUACUAUGAUACCCCUGAGCUGAGCCUCAUGCGGUCUGACCACUGGCUGCGACAGCGAGAGGGUAGUGGAUGGCAGCUCAAAUAUGCUGGGGCAGCAAGUGUCUCAGAACCCUGCACUAAGUACACGGAGCUCACAGCUAAGUCUGCAAUUGUGGCCCAGCUCUGUGAGGUGCUGAGGGCUGAGGUCCCCAGGGCUGGGGGUGUGGCUGCUGUGCUGGACCGUCUGGGGCUGCAGGAAAUAGCAAGUUUUGUGACCCAGCGCAGUGGCUGGAAACUGGUGCCGUCUGGAGCUGAUGAAGAGGAGCCACCCCUCAGAGUGGACCUGGAUACAGCUGACUUUGGCUACGCUGUGGGUGAGGUAGAGGCCCUGGUGCGUGAGGAGGCUGAAGUCCCAGCUGCCCUAGAAAAGAUCCACAGCGUCAGCAGCAUGCUUGGUGUGCUGGUGCGUGAGGAGGCACCUGCCAAGCUAAUCGUGUACCUACAGUGCUUCCGGCCUCAAGACUAUCAGCGCCUGCUAGAAGUGUACAGCUCCAAAAGGAAGCCAGAGGGGACUGAAGAUCUGGACGUGAGACUGGGCUAGGGUGUCCCCUCCUCUGUGGGGAAGAGCAUCCUGGGUCUCCUGAGAUUCAUUCUUGGCCUUGCCGUGCCUCUUCCUCCCUGGCCUCCCUUUGGAGGGAGUGACCCUCUCGGUUCUGCCUGUUCCUUCACCCUACCCUCAGCCAUCCUUCCUGGAGCCCUCCUUGGUUGCGUCCUCUCCCUCAUCCGUCAGAUGCAAUCUGCGGGCCGCCCCUCUCCCCUGGCCGCUAAGCAGCCUCCAUUGAUUUCCGCUCGUGUUUAUAGGAUUUCCACUUAGCCGUGAUCAGUAGUUAAGCACAGGAAAAUCCCUUGCCACCCCCCUCCCUUGGUCGAUGCCAUUGAUUCUGCCAGCGGCUCCUAAACCGCCUUACAGCUGAGUUAGAGAUGAGGGGAGGCAGCAGGGAUUUCCCUGCCCUGGGGUAUGGGGAAUAGCAGCAGGUUGGGCAAACAGGCAGGAAUCCCUGUUAGGAAUCGAGAAAUUCUGGUUUGCUGUUGCCACUGUGUCCUGCUCUGGCCCAGAGGGCAGCGUGCCUCCUGUGGAAGUUUAGGGGCACAUCUGCUCCCCAGCCCUGGAGAGGGGUAGAAAGAAAACCCUCCUUUGCUGCAACCAGUUCCAAAGGCUCAGGGCAAGAUACCUACUUCCCAUGUAAGAAAACUCCUCCCUGGGUGUUAAACACAUAUGUUUUCUACCUCAAAUAUGGUUUUCCCUCCUCAGGCUUUAUUAUUUGUGAGGUUGAGGGGGAGCCCCCAACAGGUUCUGCAGUGGCAAGCACAGGACCAGAGCGCCACCUGCUGGUAGCGCUCAGAUGUGCCUCCAGGUAGCUGGGGCCCCUGUGGUUUGGGUUCUUAGGAAGACUUCAUACUGUGAGUGGAGGCAGAGUUACUGCCAUGUCUCCACAGGCAAGUUGUUCACCUCAAAGAUUUCCUGCACCGACUGGCCAAAGUGGUUGUAGGUGAGGCGCAGCUUCAGCCGCAAGGGGGCCUAGAGAUAAGAGAGCAGAGACCAGGGUUAGCACCUAUGACAGCCCCCUUUCCUGGGUCCUAGCCUUGAGGGGCUCCUGGAGCUCACCUUGUUAGGGUUGAGGAUUCUGAGGAGCUGCGUCAUCGGAAGGCCACCCUGAGCUGGAACUGUGUCCCCACUAGGGGCCUGUAGCUGUAGUUGGAAACUCUGAACACAGAAGGUUGGACAGAUCCCACAGUAAGGCAACUGGCUGGGCUCAGGCAACCCCUCCACACCCAGUAGUUUGAACCCUCUUCCCCUAAAUCCCCAAGUGCCUGUCCUGGCAUAUCACUCCCUCCUCAUCUCACUCUCUUCCUGACCCACCUCCUCUACUUAGUGGCCUUUUCUCCUGGAGUGCCCAGGCAACAUCUGAAUCCUAGUCUUCUACAAACCUUGGGCACAGCGGCCUGGCAGAUGAAGUGGGUGACAUCACCCGCUGAGGUAUUGGUGGCUGUGACAGUGAUUAACAGCAAAGCAGGGGUUCCAGGGGGUCGAACGAAAGACAGAUUCAGCUGUAGUCCCUCACGCUCAAACACUCUGAGAUUUGGGAUGGGAGCUAUGGUAGGGAGAGAAAAGCAGCUCAGUGUAUGAGCCGAAGAUAAUAGUUCAUUCGUUCCACAAAAAUUAAAUGAGCACCCAGUGGGUGCAGGGCACUGCUCGAGAGGCUAGCAACAGAGUGGACAAGGAUAUGAGGUCCCUGCUGGAGCGGACAGCCUAGUGGGGGGAGAGGACAAUAAACGAGAUAAUCACAGAUGGUCA